AUGCUGGGAGGCACCGCCGGACCCUCCUUGUCCCACAGGUUCCCCUUCCUCCUGGUGGACCGGGUGCUGGAAUGGGAGAGCGGCAAGUAUGCUGUCGGCUACAAGUGCAUCACCAUCAACGACAACUUUUUCCCCGGCCACUUCCCAAACCGCGCCAUCAUGCCAGGCACGGGAUGGGUGGAGGCCCUGGCCCAGCUGGGGGGCAUCGCCAUGAUUGACCCCGCCGACAAGGGCCAGCAGAACAACUUCUUCUUCGGCGGCGUGGACGGGGUCCGCUGGAAGAAGCCAGUGGUGCCCGGCGAUGUCCUGAUGAUGAGGGUGGACGUGGUCAAGUUCAACAAGAGGCAUGGCAUCUGCAAGGUGGAUGCCAAGGCAUAUGUGGGCACGGACUUGGUGUGUCAAGGUGAACUGACGCUGGUGAUGCUGAAGUGA
Molecule: messenger RNA, 432 nt
Organism: Auxenochlorella protothecoides
Lineage: Eukaryota; Viridiplantae; Chlorophyta; Trebouxiophyceae; Chlorellales; Chlorellaceae
Product: 3-hydroxyacyl-[acyl-carrier-protein] dehydratase FabZ
Exons: 3
Coding region: 1-432 (143 amino acids)
Source: RefSeq, a predicted model, not a curated record